Messenger RNA from Xenia sp. Carnegie-2017, 1310 nucleotides. Its product is annotated as alpha-(1,3)-fucosyltransferase 11-like. Gene Ontology annotation, cellular component: membrane. The coding region runs from base 494 to 1297 and encodes 267 amino acids. Gene Ontology annotation, molecular function: fucosyltransferase activity. Lineage: Eukaryota; Metazoa; Cnidaria; Anthozoa; Malacalcyonacea; Xeniidae. The transcript has 2 exons. The record is from RefSeq and is a predicted model, not a curated record.
AGGACACGCAUACAAAUAAUACAAUACACUGUUUUUGGAGCUUAUUGGGAUUUUCACCCCAUUCCAUAGUGUAUGAGUUAAUUUUUUAUCUGCAAAUGUGCUGAUUAAUGAUUACAUUUCAAAAAAUUUUAAAGAUUAACAUGAGAUCAAAGCGUCUUAUUUUCAUCUUUGUUGCUAUUUUUUUUCUGUUUGCCAUGUUUGGGGAGCUGCGACAUUUUCGUAAAAGCUUCAAAAUCGAUAACACUGGCCAUCUGAUCAGAAGCAUAUUCAACACAACACGAGAAAGUAAAGAAUUAAAAUUGAAACAACUGAAGUAAUAUUACAAAAUCCCAAGAUAGUUUUGUUGUUUUGGUCUACCAUAUUUGGCACACCAGCAAAAAAGGACGAAGGUGUUUGGGAAAAAGGAAACGAAAAAGGACAAUGCCCGAUCGCGUGUGAAGUUACAAUUAAUCGUUCGCGUAUUAAUGAAGCUGAAGGCUUUAUUGUUCAUGCUAUGGAUUCGCAUCCCUUACCUCCAAUAAAGAACAAGCCUUGGCUUCUCUGGACUCAAGAAAACCCAAUUUCAGUGCCAGUUUUAUCAAACUCAGAGUACAUGUCGCAGUUUCAACUAUUUUCAAGCUAUCGAUUGGACUCGGAUAUUCCCUGUCCCCUGUUUACAAAGCCAAGUCUUGAUCCACCAAUAGAAUUUGAAAAAAAGUAUGGAGGAGUUAUGGCUGCAUUUUCAAACUGCGAACCAGUUAGAACUGCCUACUUGAAAGAACUUAUGAAGUAUAUACACGUGGACUCUUACGGGGGCUGCGUUCACAAUAAAGACGGUUUACCAUUUCGCUACCAAGGUAAUUUUAAGAAAAAAAAGGAAGAGCUAGAGAAGUUUUAUAAAUUUGUGAUAGUAUUUUUCAACGAAGAUUGCGAUUAUUUUGUUGAUGAUCAAAUUCUUCACGCUUUAAAUGCUGGUGCUGUUCCAGUUGUUAUGAGUACAGAUAAAAUUUACGAGUUUUUGCCUGGAAAUUUAGAAAAAGCUAUAAUAAAUGUACGAGACUUUGAAUCUCCCGAAGAUUUGGCCAACUCGUUAAAGUUUUUAAUGAAUGACAAAAAGGAAUACGAAAAAUUUCUUGAGUGGAAGUUCAAAGGUCUUGGUUCAAUUGAUGAGACAGCUAUUGGGAAAUACUGGAAUGAUAAAUUUGGACUUUGGUGUAACGUGUGCUUGGCAAUUUCUGAAGGAAGAGUACAUAAGGAUGGACUUUUGGUUGACAAUUGCAAACCACGAGAUUUCAGAGAUUGGGGGAUAAUGCCAUAACCGCAUUUGAAGA